Pristis pectinata (smalltooth sawfish) is the source of this 6252-nucleotide messenger RNA. Its product is annotated as proteoglycan 4-like. Bases 67 to 2949 code for a protein of 960 amino acids. The record is from RefSeq and is a predicted model, not a curated record. NCBI's taxonomy places the organism in Eukaryota, Metazoa, Chordata, Chondrichthyes, Rhinopristiformes, Pristidae. Gene Ontology annotation, cellular component: macrophage migration inhibitory factor receptor complex; basolateral plasma membrane; plasma membrane. The transcript has 8 exons. Gene Ontology annotation, molecular function: hyaluronic acid binding; cytokine receptor activity. Gene Ontology annotation, biological process: inflammatory response; positive regulation of ERK1 and ERK2 cascade; cell adhesion.
CUGAGAAAUCAUUCACACUUCAGUUCCUCAGCCUGGAGAGAGGGGAAGCUGCUGACAGCUUCAAGCAUGUUGCACUGGCUGUUUAUGGGAGCUCUGGGUUCAUUACUAGCGGCAAAUUCCUCCUGUGUUCAAGGUGUGAAGGCAGAUUGCAGGCACCACGGAAUCUUUCAGAAGGAGUCUGGUGGUCGCUAUCAACUGGACUUUAAGGCCGCGGCAGACCUCUGCCAGUCCCUCGGGGCCACCUUAGCCACACUGGAACAACUGAAGAGGGCCCACGCAGACGGCUAUGAAACCUGUAGGUAUGGGUGGAUCCAGGGCAGGCUGAUUGCUCUCCCUCGAGUGCAACCUCACCCCUCUUGUGGGAAAAGAAUCACGGGGAUCUACACUGUUUCAAGGCCACAGCACAUGAAGUAUGAUGUCUUCUGCUUCAAAGGGACAGAUGACAAAAGCUGUGCCUCGGAGAAUUCACCAUCAACCGUGUCCACAGCUCCCACCCACCCAGGGGUAACCGGAAACAACAACCUAACAGCCUUGGGGAUGAGGAUGGCCAUGGGUUUACCGAUCAUCACAGUACCUUUAGAGGAGGACCCAGGGGUUACAUCGGCAGAGGGCCGAGGAACUUUUCCUGGCACUGCGGUGGGAGCAGAGAGACUUCCGUCGCCCUCUGCGCCAGGACUUGUGGAGCCCGAGCCCACGGGUCCCUGGUUGACCCCGAACGUCUGGUCUCUGGAGGCACUCACAGAAUCAGCUCCCACUGUUGAACAGCCAGCCAGACCGACAUCCACCAAGGCUGCAGGGUUCACCAGGAAGUCGAGCACAUUACCCGCCAGGGCAGAGCCCCUGUUAACCAGCCACCCUGUAUCGCCGGGUCUGGGAAAGGAUACCACAGAGGUGGCGGACAGCUCGGGAUCUCCUGGUGGAAGAGAGCCCUUCACCAAGUCAGCAGGGCAGAAUCCAUUGACUUUGGAAGACCACAGGACAGGGCAUCAGUCAGGAAUGGACUUCCCCGCCAUCAGGAGCACCGUUUUGCCUUUUCCUACAUCUCUACUUCCGGACAACGGCCUCCAAGUUGCUGCAACGGGAGCAGAGCUGCAGGCCAACCCCGUUACAGAGAUCCCGUUAACUACGGGGGUGCAAGGUACAAAUUCCGAACCAGAUGUAGAUCUCACGACGGUCGGGAGCACUGCUCCCCCUGCCCCUCCAACCUCAGUCAGCAGCCCAACGCUCAAUGAAGCAGAGGGAAGGAGAGUGUACACUGAACCGGUUGGAGAAGUGCCAUGGUCACUGGAGUUCACCAACCCAGAACUUAUCUCAGAUACAGCCUCAACGACCACCGACGGCACCUCUCUCCCUUCCCUUCCCAGUAUGCUGCUGGACAACAGCCUCAGAUACAACACAAAAGCUCCCAAGGCCAGGGAUGAAUCAAACAGUUUGCAUUCCCAUUCAGCCCCGGGUGACCCUGAGAGUGUUUCUGGUGUUACCACAUCACAGGUCCCCGAAAGCACAGGAGCGCUAACAACAGUUGGAAUGCUUCAUGAUGGGAUGCCCCAAACCCCAAUGACUCCAAAUCCACCUGAACUGGCUGAGGAAGUUGUCAGCAGCACCGGGAUACUUGGCACGGAAAUCCUCUUGAAUCACCAGGCAGUCGGAAUACCGGGUGGGACGGGAGUCCUUUCCAGUUCACCCUCUCCGACCGACCUCAGCGUGGAGAGUGGGAGCACUCCUGAAGGUUCAGGGCCCGUUGACCAUCCCUUGGACCUUGCCACUGUCACUGUCUCAGGCACGAUGUGGAGACCUUCGGACUCACCCUCCCCUGAGCCCAGACACGUGGGCAGUGGGAUCACCCCUGAAAUCUUGGAUUUGUUCCCUACCGAGGUCUUCUUGGAUUACAGCACGGAUUUAGGUCAUGAAAUAGGACCAGCUAUCUCAGUCUCUCCGGAGCCGGCUUUCUUCUUUGGAGAAAGUGGGAGUAUACCUGACGCAUUGAGCUCAGAGACACAGGAGACCGCGACGACAUCUUCCUCCGAGUUCAUAAUAAGUACCGAAUUGGCGACAGGGCCCACCAGCCGACCUCCUGAGGUCAGCACGUCAAAGAGGACGUUUGCUCCUCCAGUUAGAUCCACCCCGCAGGCUGGCGAACUUGACCUGACUUGGUCUGAUAACCCUCCUGACCACCCGUGGGCUGUGCCCCUGCCCUCUGUCACCACCCAGGAGCUGGUGACCUCUGCUCUGCUCCCUUCGCCAGAAAUGCCCUCUGUUGGCCUCGCAGACACUACCGAGGAGAGGGGCGAGGAGGCACACCCGACUGAACCCCCUCCACGCACCGAGGUUCAACCAAAGCACUACAACCCUGGGCUGACGGACACCCCAAGAGCCUACACCACUCCUGCCUUUGGACCAACCACUUCCCCUCUUACAACAACCAGUCGGGUCCACCAAGUGUCACUCUUCACAGUAGGCCAACAGCAGAACGCUCAGCCGAACAUCACCAAAGCAUCGGAUCGCAUUAUCCGGAAUGAGAGGCUAGACACACAGCCAGAAGGAACAGCUGUGGGAGAGAAGCCUCCCGAAGCCCCCCUGGACUGGCUGAUCGUGGCGGCAAUAAUCGUGUCCCUGCUGAUCAUCCUGCUGGGAGGAGUGAUGAUUAUCUACAGCAAAAGGUUGUGUGGAAGGAAGAAAAGCUUGAUGAUAACCAGGCAAGGAGAGGACGGUGUCGCUUCCAUGGAGAAGGGAGCUGCCAAUGGGAGAGGGGGAGAUGAGUCCAAACAUGGUGAACCAAAAGCUGAUGCGAAGGGAUCAGAUGAAUGGAUCCAGCUGAUCGAUAAAGAGAACGUGGAGGUCACUCCUGAAUCUGCAGAGGCCACGAAGUUAAUGAGAAGGGAGGAAUCUGGAGAACUGUCUGACAUAGAGGUGACGGCAACCACACAGGAGCAAGAGAACAGGAGUUAGGCAGAAAAGGAGAUGGUACUGGAAACCAUUCCUCACAUCCCACACUCUUUAUGUGUCACUGACUUGGUGCAAACCUACUAAAUCUGUCUUUCAGCCUUUUGAUAAGCCCUGUGCAAUGCCAUCUAGUGCCAAUAUUCACGAUGUCUGCUUGAAGCACCAUCGCACCGUCAUCAGGAGAGGCCCUUCCGUUCUCCUGUCAAAAACGUUGCACUGUUGCAUUGAACUUUACUGCCUCCCACCCUUGUGUUGAACCAUUUGGCCUUUGUUCAAACCAUGCCGCUCUUGCUUAGGACCGUUUCACUCCAGUGUCAGACGAUGCUGCUCUCCCGUCAGGUCGAGCCCCUGUCGUGUCGGACUAUGCCAUUCUUGCGUUGGACUGCGACGCCCUUCCGUCUGGUUGCAUUGCUCGUGAAGGGCUGUUUCACUCUGGUGCAGAGCCUGUUGCUGUUGUGUACAUGCAGUGUUUUAGUGUGGGCCUUCUCCACCAGUUAUCUUCUUCCCUCUGGGUUCCCACAAAACAAUAGUCAUCGCUCUCCAGGGGACAAGAAGGUGAAUGCAGCCUUGCUAUGAUGGUCCAUUAAUUAUUCAGUGAGAAGGAUGCAGGAGGAACAGAAGGCUGGCUCUACCAUCAACUCUUCCCCCCUUCCUUUGGACGGCAGGUUGAGAAUGCUGUGCUCUGGGAGAAACUCGGGCCCCAGUGUAGGGGUGAGGCCGUGCAGGUUAGGAUACAGUCAAGGCAGCUAUCUUUCCCAGUUGGGGGGAACAGAAUCAAGGAUUAAAAUGUAGCUCUGCUAGGGACUCAACACAAAUGCUAUUGGAUUCAGAACUGGUUAUCAACACCAUACUCUGUUCCUUGUGUGUGGGGUACUUUUCCAUUCCUGAACUGAAAUUUGACAUCACGUCCACAAGCAUUGCAGUGAGUCUGUUACCAGAAGGGUAGAGCAGAUAACUUCAAUAGGGGUGGUUCUGUAAAGAUGCAAUGCUAAUCAUCUGCCUCUGGGGUUAAACCUAUUUUCUCUGCAAGGAUACAGUGAGAUAAAUCCGGCAACUCUGCAUCCAAUUUCAGCUGUUAGUUCACGGCAACCUAAUGGGAACAAAUUGGCGAUCUGCUCAGUAACUCUGUGAAAGUGGCAAGAACUAAAUAGAGCAUGGAGUGUUAGUCUGAAGAAAGCCUUACAGGAUAUUGCUGAGAUGAUAUAGAGGAAGUUUAGGAUAGACGAUGGUUCAUGCUACACCAAAACUGGGGGUAUUUGCUGGGCCAUAUAGACCUUAUCUAAGAUAUAGAUGAUGACAGCUAGCUGAUAAAGUGUUCUAUUCCCUAAAGUCCAUUCUCCCAUUCUGACAGCCUCAGGAAUGUUUUCCAUUUCUGUAAUCAAUCAGAAAUUGUUCUGUUCCACACCUAUCAGUAAAAUUUCUCUGUGAAGGAAAGUCACAUUCCGUUAUCGGUGAAUGAACCACCCAUUUCUUACUGCCAGUUGAUAAAGUGUCUAAAUCCCGUAACUGAUUGUUAAAAUGUCCCUGUCCCAAAUCCUGUCAGUCAAGUGUUCCACUCCCGUACCAAGCAGAAAUGUAUUCCAUUCCCAAAUUGGAUUUAGGGAGGUUCCAAGUCACACAACCAAUUGAUAGUGUGGAAAGAGUGGCUUGCAUUUAAACAGCACGUUCUUUGUAGAACAUCCCAAAUCGCUUUAUAGAUAAUGAUGUCUCAUUGCUUUAAAGGCUAUUGUGAUGUAGGAAUGCACGAUGCCAAUUUUAUGCUCAGCAAGUUCCCACAGUGAAGGUGGUCAUGCGUUUAGCAGUGACAGUAUCCCAUUCUCACACUGAUGUGCAGGUGAUCUUUGACCACAGUCCGCCUUAAAGGUGUCCCAGUCUCACACCUGUCAGGUACCUGGCCAGCAGGGAGCCACAUUCUCAAACAGUAAAGCCUCCUAUUCCCACAGCUGAUUGUUAAGAGGUCCCAUUUUCACUGUCCAUCCAACCAUUGGAUAGUAAAGAAUUUAUUCCCCGAUCUCAUCAACAAUGCAUCUCAUUCCCAUAAAAGCAUUGAGGAUAAAAGGAGUUCCAUUCCUUGAAUUGUUCAAUAAGCUGUCCCAUUCUGUGUCUGAUUCACAGGAUAAACCAUUCCCACAGCCAAUUCAUUCCCAUUCUCCUAACCCAUCAUUUGUUCCUUCAAGUAGUUGAAGUACCCAGUUCCCUCAGCUGAUCAGUGAAGUUUCCUGAAGAAUACAAAAUCUGCCCCAAGUUCCAGAAAGUAAUGAAGAUGCACAUAUGUAAAGGAAUUUUUCAUUGAUAUUCAGUCCUGCACUCUGCCAGCCUAGACCACAGUGUGUCUGAAUGCCGUGUCCUAUACGACUGGCACUAUUGGACCAUCAAGGGACCACUUCAUCCGAUUGCAAUGUACUGCAAGGUGCAGGAGGCUGCACCCCAUGUUGUCUCUAGCUACACAAGAAGGCUUUAGCCAUCAUUAGCCCUUCCAGAAAGGAGAUGCAUCAGGCAGGUAAUAUGAACGCCCUCCCUGUCUCAUUCUUCCCCUUCCCCCACUGGGAGCUUAUCCAUCUCUCUCCCCAACUCCUGGUCACCUCAUGUCCUUCCCAUCCAUACCCAACCUCACACUUCCUUUCCCUCCUCCCAUCUUCGCUCUGACCUACUUCCCCCCCCUUCCCCCCCCCCCCCCCGUGUGGGCCUUAACUGCUCUCCCCUCCACUCCCAGUCCUCCAGCCACUUUCCCCUACCCCCACUGCACUGCCAGCCAUCCGAGCCACCCCCACAUUCCCCACCCCCUACACACUCUGCCAGCAUCUCAUCCACUCCCCUGCACUCCCCUACCCUCACCUCCAUCCCACGUCCCCCACCCCCCGGCACACAAACCCUCUCUCAAGCCAUCCCACCCCACUUCCUACCCCACUUACUGGGAGCAUCACCCUCACCCUUUACACUCCCUGGUCCCCAAUCGCACUCCAAGUCAUCCUACAUGGACACCACCCCCCCUACUCCCUCAACACUCAUUGUCCAUAGUCCAUCUCUCUUUCAUUGCUCACUGGUGGUCGUCACUUCGUGCUUGAACUCGAUGGUGAAUUACAACUGCCCCAGUAACGAAAAAGCGUACGUGUUUAACAAUGAGUGACUAGAAGGAGAGUGACUGUUCACAGGUAGAUGGCCACCCAUGCACAGCACUGUAUAUAUUACUAUACUCAUCCUAGUCACAGGCUAUCAUUGUUUCAAUGGCAUAUUUAUUCAGGACAAUUCAUAACCUGUACAGUAUUUGAUUCAUGGAACCAGUUGGAUAAAAUGAAAACAAUUCACACA